AUGGCAGCCAACAGAGCGUCUAAAUCAGCUACAAAUGUUAAAAAAGAUGUGACAUAUUUCUCGGAUGAUCAAGAAUUUGAGACCGACCUCGAGGACGAAAUUGAGGUUAAUAACUCGCGGAAAAGCAAACCCAACAAGCCAACCGUGGAGCGAUAUUUUGAUGCCUGCGAAGCCCUGAACACUGUUCCUGUGGCCAAAUUUGUUCGUCAAUUUACAAAAGGCCAUGUAGAUCUCAAACACUACGGAAUUCGAGAUAUCGGCGCCCAGGCAAUUGCUAUGGCGCUAGAAAAAGACAUAGUGGUGACAAGUCUAUAUCUCCAUGACAACGGGAUUGGGGAAACGGGAACUAUUGCUUUGUCCAGAAUGCUCAGAGACAACUGUUUCGUACUGAACUUUGACAUUUCGGAGAACAAAAUUGGGAGGCUGGGCACUAGAGCAGUUGGGGACAUGUUGUUGGAAAACGCUUCUCUUCAGGAAGUAAACUUAAGCGGUUGUGGAAUUCUUGGUAAGGAUAUAAAGCAGUUUUUGAAAGCCUUAUCUUGCAAUCCCUACUUGAAGAGCUUGGAUUUCAGUUAUAACGAUCUAGGAGACGAAGGCGCCAUUCACUUGGGCCGUGCGCUCUCCAAAAAUCAAAAGAUAGAAUUUCUCGACCUUAGCUGGAACAACAUUCGCGUAUCUGGCAUCGAGGAGCUUGCCAAGGGACUCGCGACGAACAAAAAACUAAGACAGCUGGAACUUUCCUGGAACUGUUUCUUGGACGAAGGAGCGAAUCGUCUUGGCUCGGCUCUGCUGCAAAAUCAUUGUCUUAAAGUAUUGGAGGUGCAAAGUUGCGGAAUUCAUACCGCUGGGGUCUUCAAGAUCGCUGACGCCCUAAAGAAGAAUCAAAGCCUUGAGGUGUUAAGUAUAGGUAAAAAUCCCUUUCAAAGCUCCGGCGCAGGUUCACUUCUCCGCGGUAUAAGAUGCAACCAGACGGGCGCUUUGCGAGAGCUCCUUCUAGACGAUGUGGUGUUUGACAAGGAAUGCGAAAGGGAGCUGGACGCUCUGCUCCAGGAAAGACCAAACUUCAACUGCUCUUGGGAUGUGAGUAUCAGAGGAGGACACGCUAUCAACGGUAAGAAAAAAAAGCCAGAUGCCGUGGAAAUUUUUCUCACCUUUGUUCGAACGCGAGGCCUUCGUCUGAUAGACUUGUUCAGAAUGUUGGCAAAGGAUGGAAACUCAACGACCGUCACCAAAAAUGAAUUUAUUACCGGAAUGAAGAAACUCAACGCACCCCUCAAAGAUCAUCAGCUUAGGGCGCUGUUUGACGUCUUGGACGUGAAUCAUGACGACCGCGUGGAGUUUUACGAGUUCCUCAGUUCCAGGAGUCACUAUUUAAAGGCAGUGCGAAAAUGA
Stylophora pistillata is the source of this 1392-nucleotide messenger RNA. RefSeq lists its product as uncharacterized. Lineage: Eukaryota; Metazoa; Cnidaria; Anthozoa; Scleractinia; Pocilloporidae. Gene Ontology annotation, molecular function: calcium ion binding; protein binding. The record is from RefSeq and is a predicted model, not a curated record.